UAAGAAAAUCUAGUAAAUCUAUAUCCGUUGAAUUCAAUGUUGAGGAUCCUUUUAUGGUGAACUUUGGGAUUCGUUCAAUCUAGAAAAACUCAGGACCAUCUCAAUACAACAGAAAGGAAGGAUAUCACAAUGAAAGCAGUUAUCCUUGUUGGUGGAUUUGGUACCCGCUUGAGGCCCUUGACACUCACUAAGCCAAAGCCACUUGUUGAGUUUGCAAAUAAGCCAAUUAUUUUACAUCAGAUUGAGGCCCUUAAAGAUGUGGGAGUUACUGAAGUCAUCUUGGCUAUCAAUUACCAACCACAGGUCAUGCGGAGUGUCUUAGAGGAAUUUGAGAUGAAGGUUGGGAUCAAGAUCACUUGCUCACAGGAGACAGAGCCUCUGGGUACAGCAGGGCCACUGGCCCUUGUGAGAGAAAAGCUGUGCGAGUCUGAUGAGCCAUUCUUCGUCCUCAAUAGUGAUGUUACCUGCAGGUAUCCAUUGAAAGAAAUGAUUGAAUUCCACAAAGCUCAUGGAGGAGAAGCAUCAAUUUUGGUCACUAAGGUGGAUGAACCUUCAAAAUAUGGUGUUGUCGUUCUUGAUGAGGAAACAGGAAGGGUGAGGAACUUCGUGGAGAAACCAAAGAUCUUUGUUGGUAACAAGAUAAAUGCUGGAAUCUACAUCCUGAACACCUGUGUUCUUAACAGAAUUCAGCUAAGGCCUACAUCAAUAGAGCGAGAAGUCUUCCCUGUCAUUGCAAAUGAAGGACACCUCUUUGCCAUGGUCUUAUCUGGGUUCUGGAUGGAUAUUGGACAGCCCAAGGAUUAUCUUAAGGGCUUGAGAUUGUACUUGGAACAUGAAAGAAGGAAUUCAUCCCAAGACCUCUCUAGAGGAUCCAAUAUCAUUGGAAAUGUUCUCAUUGACAGCAGUGCCAAAGUUGGAGAAGACUGCAUCAUUGGACCUGAUGUAGUUGUUGGCCCUGAUUGUGUGAUAGAAUCCAGAGUGAGACUCUCGUCGUGCACACUGAUGAAGGGAGUCAGAGUGAAAAGCUCUGCUCAUGUGUCUGGCAGCAUCAUUGGAUGGUAUUCAACUAUCGGAGAGUCAGUUCUGAUCGGCAAUAUGGCGGUUCUUGGGGAGGAUGUCCAUGUUAGUGACACAAUGUACCUGAAUGGCGUAGUGGUUCUCCCACACAAGGAGAUAAAAUCACAUUUUGUUAAGCCAGAAAUCAUAAUGUGAGUGAAAAUGCAAUGUACGACCAAGAUGAAGUGAUUCACAUGUCAUAAACUCUGUGCCAGGUUUUUGUAUCUUUUCAUUUCCAGAUGAUUAGGGUCUUGAUAAAAAAAAAAUUUCUUCUUGUAGCUUCACAAACACCUACCUUGAUUGUACCUUCUUCAUU
Messenger RNA from Telopea speciosissima, 1372 nucleotides. Its product is annotated as mannose-1-phosphate guanylyltransferase 1-like. The coding region runs from base 130 to 1212 and encodes 360 amino acids. The transcript is spliced from 5 exons. Gene Ontology annotation, molecular function: GTP binding; mannose-1-phosphate guanylyltransferase (GTP) activity. The record is from RefSeq and is a predicted model, not a curated record. Gene Ontology annotation, cellular component: cytoplasm. Gene Ontology annotation, biological process: GDP-mannose biosynthetic process; cell wall mannoprotein biosynthetic process. NCBI's taxonomy places the organism in Eukaryota, Viridiplantae, Streptophyta, Magnoliopsida, Proteales, Proteaceae.